AUGGCGGAGAUAAAGACGGCGCCAGAAGCCAAUGGUGCGGCGCCAGCUGCAGGCCGUAGCAGACGACAUGCAACACCCGGUGCUAACGCUACACCUGAAGAACGUGCGCGCUACGAGGUGGAGCGCAAGAAAGUAGCCAAGUAUAAGGAAGACAAGCUCAAGGCACGCCGAGACCAUACGCGCAUGAUUUUGGAGAGUCACGCACAGGCCAAACGUCGUGCUUUAUUAGGCAAACAGUCGGAGUUUUUAGCAACUCUUGAGUUCCGCAAUAUGCUGCCGGACAUUCCAUUCGAUACGAAGUUUGUUAAGUAUCCUCACGAGCCAGAACGACUUAUCAAGUACAAGCCUAAUACACUGGAGAUGGACUAUACGUACGAGAUCCAUGAAGAGCCUAAUCUUGGACUGACUAUCGACCUCAUUGACCCGGCCAAGUACGAAGCCCCAGCGGAACCCGGGCCAUUGGAAGUUGGCGACGAACAGGCGUUGAUGACAAAGGAAGACCAUGCUGGUCCGAAGGGACGGUCUAAAGUCCGGCCUACAGUCUCUUGGCUGCGACGUACGGAAUACAUGGGCAAUGAUCUGUACGACUCGGUGCACAAAUUCAAAAGUGAGGCAGAAAUUCAGAGUGCACUGCGUGAAGGCACGGAGAACGCAUUGGCCGAAGUGGUGUCGGUCACAUUGGAAGAUCGUGCCGAAGUUUCCUUCCGUGACAUCAAAGACCCGAAGCUCUUGGUGCAUCCGCACAACAAGAUGAAAAAAAUCACCAAGGUGUGGGAUGUCUUUCCAGAUCAGCUCUUGUCUGCAAACAAGUACGCCAUACUGUCGUACGAUAUGCUACCUUCUGAAGAUGCUAAAAGCAAGGGAAUUGCUAGUCGUGAGGAACACGCAUUAUUGUGUGGAGUGAACAAAAAAACUCAAGCUGGUAAUGAGCUUAUUCAGGGCUCUAUCUUAUUACCCAACGCAUCUGCAGACGAGGAGGAGAGUACUGAUCACGAAAUUUUUUCAUGUCUCCGAGAGUAUCUUAUGUCUGUGGAAUCGCUUGAUAGCAGAGAGUCGCAGCAUGUUGUGUUCAUGCUAAACCCCGAGUCCAGUCAGUUUACGUACACUGAUGUGUUAAAUCGCAUUCAACUACGAAAGACGAAGAUGAGUGGAGAGGAAAAGCGCCGCCAUGGAGCUGUUGUGUACCGCCGCGAUUAUUCUGACGGUGAAAUUGAUCGGCGCACCCAGAUUCUUUUUGACUGCGGAGGAGUCUACGAUGAACAGCUUGACGAUGACGAAAGUGUGCGUGAAUUUAAGCGCAGACGGGCGGGAGAAAAACACUCCCCGUCUCGGUCUGAUGACGAAGAAAUGAAGGCCAGUGCACCUAAAAGCUCACUUGAAAAGUCAGACAGCUUUGAUGAAAAAGUCGAUGGCAGCGAUAGUCUAACUCCCCACAAUGACGGCAGUGCUAGCCCUGUGAUCAGCGACAGCGACAGCGAUUAG
Messenger RNA from Peronospora farinosa, 1482 nucleotides. The record is from the annotation of a GenBank genome assembly. NCBI's taxonomy places the organism in Eukaryota, Oomycota, Peronosporomycetes, Peronosporales, Peronosporaceae.